This is a messenger RNA of Ectocarpus siliculosus, 2001 nucleotides long. The record is from the annotation of a GenBank genome assembly. Lineage: Eukaryota; Phaeophyceae; Ectocarpales; Ectocarpaceae.
AUGUGCCAGCGACUCGCGGUACCCUUCCUCCUGAUCGUCCAGGCCAGCCUCGGCUACUGCCCCCCGAACGCAUUAAGGACGACGGACACCUCAGCCCCGUCUUGGUUCAAUGGACAUCCAUCAGCGCGACAACGACGGUCGUCGCAUAGCCGGCAUCAACAGCGACCCAGAGGGACCGGUAGACGCGGCAGCAGCAGCAAUCCUUCAGCAACGUGCCAUGCGACCCACCUCCACCACCAACAAGGGCCGGGGCGGAAUCAACGCGCAGGCAGCGGUAGCGCCAUUGCCGCUGCGAGCGGAAGCGGAUCGGGGGGUGAAGGCGGGUGCAGAGGGGACGGGGGGGUAACGGGAGCAGCCGUGGGUGGCCGGCGGCGGAGAACUUUCCUGACGGGCUUGAGGGCCAAGAGGGUGGCGGGGGAGGGGGUCUCGGAGGAGCAGGAGAAGGCCAGGGCGGCGCAUAGGGCACGGCUUGCGGCGAGGCCGAAGCCCCCACCAAGAGAACACGUCCCGCCGCCGCCGAACACGCAGGCGCUAAACGUGGUGCUGACGCACACGACGGCGGAUUUCGACACCUUGGCGGCGGCGGUAGGGCUGGCCAAGCUUUGGCAGGACGAGCGCCCGGACGACGAGUGCUGCGUGUGCCUCCCACGCGGCACGCACCCGGUAGUCAAGCGCUUCCUGACCCUCCACAAGAACCUCUUCCCCAUCAAGGCGCUGAGGGACAUCGAUCACGACCGGAUUUUCCGAGUUGGGCUCGUGGACGCUCAGAAGAUCGACAGGAUCGGGACUGCGGCUUCCCUUCUGGCGAACGCCACAGAGGUUCACGUGGUCGACCACCACAAUGAGCAGAGCUCGGAUAUCAACGCCACUUCUAUCGUGAUCGAGGAGGUGGGGUCCGUCUCAACGAUCAUUACGGAGAAGCUGCAGGAGAGGGGUUUGCAGAUGGAGGAAGCCGAGGCCACGCUGCUUGCUUUGGGGGUGCACUCGGACACCGGGUCGCUCACGUUUGACUCCGCCACGGCCAGGGAUGCCGUGGCUUUGGCGUGGCUAAUGGAGCAGGGGUCGAGCCAGCAGGCGAUCGCGGAGUAUGGGCACGCCGCGUUGAGCCAGGAGCAGCAGAGCACCCUCACGGAGUGCAUCAACAACCUCAACAGGACAUCGCUGAACGGAGCCACUGUUUCGACGGCUCUGGUGCAACUGGACAGCUACGUCAAUGGCAUGGCCGCUGUUGCUCAGAACGUUCUAGACGUUACCGACAGCGAUGUGUUCAUGCUCGGAGCGCACUUCCCUCAGAAGCUGGGGAGGGAUCCCACUCACAUGGUGGUCAUCGGGAGGGCAAGGCCGCGAGUGAGCAAGGUGAACCUGGACGAUCUCAUGUCCAACUACGGGGGAGGGGGGCACCGCAAGGCUGCCGCGGCGUCGCUACGGCUGAGUUCAGUGACGAUGCGAGGGGGUGAACCGGCCACGGCUGCAGGCAUCAUGCAGGAUCUGGUGGACAGAAUAUUCGUGGAACAGAUUUCCGAGCUAGAAGUGGCUGAGGACAUCAUGACUGCCCCGGUGCAGACAUGCGGUGCCACAGAAUCGAUCGAGGAAGUCUCCAAGGUGUUGUCCAGGCACGAUAUCCGAGGGAUGCCUGUCGUUGACGAGGAGGGGAAGGUGCUGGGCCUGAUCUCUUGCAAGGAGGUGGAGAAAACGGUGAAAUUGGGGCGACAACACGAGCUCGUCAAGGGUUGGAUGAAGGAGCAGUUCCCUGUGGCGGAUGCCCAGGACCCAUUGCACGAAGUGGAAGAAAAGUUCAUCAAGGGGGAUCUCGGCAGGCUUCCGGUGGUGCGAGAAGGAAAACUGGUGGGGCUCAUCACGCGGGCGGACAUGCUGAGACAACACCGCUUCUACGAAGGCCUGCACUACGAAAAUAGAGCCUUCGCCACCCCGGUCGACUCUCCCGUCAGGAAAAUGCUGGCGAAUCUACGGAAAACGCUGAAGAAGUACGACGAGGAGUAA